Messenger RNA from Acaulospora morrowiae, 487 nucleotides. NCBI's taxonomy places the organism in Eukaryota, Fungi, Glomeromycota, Glomeromycetes, Diversisporales, Acaulosporaceae. The record is from the annotation of a GenBank genome assembly.
AUGUCACUGCUGACACAAGAGAACCUUAAGCUCGAAAAAGAAAAAGAACAAAUAACCCAAGAUCUACAGAAGGAAAAGGCGAAUUUCGAAAGGGCAAAGAAACAGAUUGCUCAUUACUCGAAUCUUACUAGAACAAAUGCACAAAAACAAGCACAGUCAUCUGAACAGUCGAAAAAAGAAUUGGAAGAUUCUAAGCAACAAAAUCAGGAGAUCGUGAAGAAGCUUACAGAAUCUCAGAGUCAAAAUCAGGAUCUCGCAAAGGAGUUGGAAACAUCAAAACGACAAUAUCAGGAAGUAAAUCAACAACUUGAAGAAUCGAAGAAAGAGUUAAAAGAAGAAAAGGAAAGAACGGUAAUGCGAUUCAAGGCACAAGAAUCGAUGUACUUGAGUAAAAUAAAACGUUUGGAAACGGAGAAAACCGACUUGAAAACUCAAGUUCAACAACUACAAUCUGAUAACACAAAGAAAUCGAUUGAGAGCGGUCAAA